CUUCCUUCGAUCACGUUUUCCAGCCAACUCUUCCGGCGACAUUGCAUCGAUGCAUGCUUCGUUUUCUUCCACCAGAGCUCCAAAGCCAUUCUCUCUCUCUCUCUCUCUCUCUCUCUCUCUCUCUCUCUCUCUCUCUCUCUAGCCGUUGGUUCCUUGCUUCCGCGAAUCGCUAACUGUAACGCUUGAGAAUUUAUGGCUUCAGUCGCUAACGCUGGUGCGGAAGCAACAACUUUCUUCAGUUACUCUCAGCUUCGGUGAAGAUUUCUCGGUACGUUUCGUGAGCUCAGUUCGAAACGUUGAGUAGUUAAGAGCCACAUUGCUGUUCUAAAAAAAAAAAGAGGCGAAGACGUUGUUUCUGCGAGAUCGGUUUAAAGGUGAAUGGAGCAGAGCGAAACGGCUUUGGAUCUAGCUCCGAGGAAAUUGGUGAGGCAGUUGGAUUUCACAGCACACCUGAAACUGCCGCCGACUCCGCCGCCGCAGUCGCUGGCACAGGCGAUUCCGCGAACGCCAUCACGAUCACCGUUGCAAUUGCAAUUGACUCUGCAUCCGCUAGGGCAACAGCAACAACAACAGCAACAACCGCAGCCGUGGUUGUUUUCGCAGGGACAGCAGCUGAGAGCGCCGCCGCAGUCGCCAGCAGUGCGGCAGCAAAAGCUUUCGCCGGUUCCUCGAAUUCCGUACACUGUGCAGAAGCUUCCGGUAAAGGCGUUCAAAGUGUCGAAGCAGGAGUCUCCCAGUCCCAGGUCACAACCUUGGCAUAAUGUUGAAUUAAAAGACAGCACUCCAAAGAAAUCAAAACAAUGUAACUGCAAAAAUUCUCGAUGCCUCAAAUUGUACUGUGAAUGCUUUGCAUCUGGGAUGUAUUGUGAUGGUUGCAAUUGUACAAAUUGUCAAAACAAUGUGGAUAAUGAGGCAGCCAGACAGGAGGCUGUUGGACUAACAUUAGAGCGCAAUCCAAAUGCUUUCAGACCAAAAAUUGCUAGCAGUCCACAAGAAACUCGAGAUUCCAAGGAAGAUGUGUCUGAAAUUCAAUUAGUUGGAAAGCACAAUAAAGGAUGUCACUGUAAAAAAUCAGGUUGCCUUAAGAAGUAUUGUGAGUGCUUCCAAGCCAAUAUCCUCUGCUCUGAAAAUUGCAAAUGCAUGGACUGCAAGAAUUUUGAAGGAAGUAAUGAAAGAAGAGCAAGUUUUCAUGAAGAGUGUAAUAUGUUUCACAUCAAACAGGAAGCAAAUGCUGCCAUCAGUGGAGCAGUUGGUUCCUCUGGCUACGGGACUGGAAUUGCCAUAACACCCAAGAAAAGAAAAAUUCAGGAAAUAUUUUCUAGCAAAUCGUCGAUAGAUAAAACUGUUUGCCAAACAACUCAAUAUCAACAGGAAACUGAUCCUAUAGUUACACCAUCGACAUCUCAGUCAACUGCCUUUUAUGUUGACACUGCCAACACUAGAAAUUCAGGUUAUUCAAGAUCUACAUACAGGUCACCAUUGGCGGAUGUCCUCCAGCCACAAAAUGUGAAGAAUCUCUGUUCACUUUUUGUUGUUCUCUCAGGAGUAGCUGCCAAAACAAAUGCAGAAAUGAGAGCCAAAGUAGGCCAGAACGUUGAUGCUGGGAAAUUUAAAUCUUCUAUUCCUUCAUCAACUCGGUUGCUGCAAGACAGGGAAGAUGUCCGCAAGUUUGUAUGUGAUGAUCGUAAAGAUGAAGUAGAUAGAGUUGAUAUUGACUGUUAUAAUAGGCCACUUUCACCAGAAACCCUAUCACUGAUGUGUGAUGAACAAGAUGAGGUGUUUUUCAAUAAUGGUUCUGCAAAUAGAGUGGCAUGCAACAAUUUUCAAAGUAUUGUUCAAAAGUCAUCUACUUCUGAUCGAUGCCCUGAUGUGUAUGAGGAGCAAGAAAGGGUUGUACUCACAAAGUUCUGGGAUGUUUUACGUGGACUCAUUACUGUUGGAAGCAUAAAAGAAACAAUGUGCUCUUCAUUAGCCAAGAAAGAUGGGGGAAGCGAGGAAGAACCUGCAGCCAACAGUAAUGGUGCUGAAGUUGAUAUAGGGAGUGAAAAGAAGGAAACUCCCAGCAACUGUGUUGCAAGGUGCCCCAUCUCAUCAUCGGCCAUUGAAAUAUCUCAGAAAAAGCAUGCAAUGAUCAAUGGCAAUGGUGAUCUUGAUCUCUCCUUAAGGUUUGCUUGCCAAUUUUAUGGAAGGGAAUGAUAGAAUGUUUCCUUAUGUGAAAUCUCAGCUGAGUGGUAAUGGAAACAAUGUUUGAUUGAUGUGCAUAAUUGGAUGAAGUUGAUGUUAACUGUUAAGCACACAUAAAAAAAGGAAAGGAAAUUUUUGCAGUUAUACCGACAGUGAAUUCCAUGCAAUGCAAGUAUGCAACCGUGUAAAAUUUACAAAAUUAAGUGCGCCGGGAUUUAUUUAAUUAAUUUGAUCUCUCAAACUUGCACGGAAGUGUCAAAUUAGUUGGAGAGUGACCAAAACUUCUUGUUUUGAGGAACCUGGUUAAUAAGAAGAAUGUGACUUUGGGGAUCAAACUAGAUGAGUUUUACUCAUAAACAGUUCUAAGAAAUUUUUGUUUACCGCUUAACCAUCAUGUUAGUCCUCAUUUCCUUCUUUGUUUCUUUCUCCGU
Molecule: messenger RNA, 2615 nt
Organism: Arachis stenosperma
Lineage: Eukaryota; Viridiplantae; Streptophyta; Magnoliopsida; Fabales; Fabaceae
Product: protein tesmin/TSO1-like CXC 5
Exons: 8
Coding region: 379-2196 (605 amino acids)
Biological process (GO): regulation of DNA-templated transcription
Cellular component (GO): nucleus
Source: RefSeq, a predicted model, not a curated record